Molecule: messenger RNA, 31175 nt
Organism: Pelobates cultripes (western spadefoot toad)
Lineage: Eukaryota; Metazoa; Chordata; Amphibia; Anura; Pelobatidae
Source: the annotation of a GenBank genome assembly
AUGGCUUACGCCGGCCUGAAUGGACUCCGUGCAAUGAGCCUCCAGACCAGAGCCGUGAAACGCCCACAAUCCACAGCAAAAGAUAAAGUAAGAGUCUGGGCACUCAGAGGAUGUCCAGUGGCAGAUUUCAGUAAUCAAACCAAGCAAUUCUUGUCAAUAUUUUUCUGUACUAUCAUUAAAAAGCCACUUAGAGGAACUUAAACAAAAGUGGUUUGCCAGUUUAUGGUAUUUUUUUUGUCAACGCUGAGCAGUCCAGGAUAUUUUACUACAUAAUCGUGCUUAGCCAGUGUUUACAGUGGUUUUAACAUCAAACCAGCCAAAAAAAACACAUUUAAAAAAUAUCAAUGGGAAAAAAGGUUUGCAAGGACACAUCUGCCUUGGCUGAGUUUGACUGGCUCUACCUGUCUGUAAGGUGUGGCUAUCCUCUUUUAGGGAAAGCAUAACAUUCACUUUCUCAGUUUCUUUCUAUUCCACCAAGAAGACCGCAUCUCCAGCAAAGAACCCAAGGACAGGUAGUAGAUAAAACUCUCUUUUUAUGUGCGGAGGCAUUCGUUUAGCAAACACUACAGGGUUAGGACUUGGUAUUUUUUGUUCAUCUGUUGCCAGUCCUACAGAUCUGUGAUACAUGAAAGCCAGUGAAAAUUAAUGUACAUGGAAUUAUCGUUUGAAAAAGCAAGUAUUUCAGUGAGCUAUUUAUCUCAAGGGGACUGAUAAUUAUAUUUUACUCACUAGUCUUUUUGAUAUAGGCAUUAUUAAAAAAAAAAUAUAUAAACAUUUACUGGCACUUAAAACACACAUCAUUUAUGUAUUCCUUUUUCUUUCAAUAACUAAAAAUAGUCAAGGCGGUUUAGAAUAAAUAAAAUGAGAUGUAUAUUUGUGUGUAAGGAAUUGUCACUCGCUUAAUUUUUUUUUUUUGUGGCGGUUUAAAUGUUUUAAGAAGUCACUGGAACAGUUCAGAAAAGCUUACAAUCGUCCUGGCUCACACUCUGUCUAUAUAUUGACGAGCAGAACAGUUAGCACAAUGUGUAGCUGAAAUUUCAUGCCCUUUGAAAAGUAAUCAUGUAGUUUUGGCGUUACAAUUGCGCUUUUAAAGUUUCAACCUUGUACAUUGUUGGAAUUUUACAAGGCUACACAGACUACCAUACCUCCAUUAGCUGUGUUUUACAACCGCCUGUUUCAAUCUGAUCACAUUUUGUUGAAUAUGAAUGCUUCUUUGUCACAGAAAAUAUUGUACCGCAUUUAAAGUUUGUUGCAACAAUAUACAUUUUUUUUUCCUUUUAAAUGUCAACAUUGUAACGACUGCUAAAUUAUCCUUGAUGCCACUUUUUGUGAUGUGAUUUAUUUUUUACAUUAUAAAUUCAGGUUGAUAUGUCACCAGACAGGACAACCUCUUCUCACCUUAUUCAGACUGCAAUUAACAUGACAUCAGGAGCCAUGGGUGAGUUUUUAUUUAUUUAUUUAUUGCAUUCUUUGUGUGUUUGUUUACCAGCAAACACAGGUAUGCUUCUGACUAGUGACAACAUAUGACCAGCUAUGAGUAUUGCCUCCAAAUCCACAGUUGUUUUGUGCAAGGCCACCUUUAUCAAGGAACGGCUAGUACAUAUGGCCUCCUGUCCCAAACUGAUUCAUAAAGGAAAAGUUGGUUAAAGAUGAAUAUCAUUAUUGCACUGAACAAGGCCAUUAAAAUAUGCAUUUAUUCGUUUUUCAGUAUUAUUUUCCCAAGCAUCUUAAAUCCUAACUCUUCUGCAAGUUAUUCGGCUAAGCUGAUCCACCCUCCUUUUUUUUUUUUUUUCCUUUUUCCCAAACACCAAUUUCAUUGUUCGUGCUAGGUAGUUUUAAAUCAAAUGCUUCUAAUAGAGAACUUUUGUAGACACCGAGAGCACAUUUAAAGUUAUACGUAAAAUGUAUAUGUAAAACAUGAAAAUAGAGCGGUAUUAUAAAAUUGCUUAUCAUUAAGUACUGGAUCUUUUACAAUGUUAAAUACAUUAAAUAUCACAUGGCAUCCAUGGUUGUGCUGUCAAUUUGUCUUCUACAAGAAAAUCCCUAACCAGAUCCUAGUGAAUAAUUUUGGUAAUUUUAAAUCCCUUAUAUUGGCAACUGAUAGUACAAUAUGUAUGGCACAUUCGUUUGCUAUUUAUUUGCAUGUAUGUUUUAUUGAAAGCUUUUCUAAAAUGUGUGUAUAUAUAAAUGGUUUUUUUUAUUCACACAUUGUAGAAACUUUCUCAAUUUCUCUAUUUGCGUGUCUUCAAAACGUUUGUUUCCCCAUGUGUACAGGUGGCGUUGCAUGUGUGUUUAGUGGACAGCCCUUUGACACUGCAAAGGUGAAAAUGCAGACCUUCCCAUCAAUGUAUCGGGGAUUUUUUGAUUGUGCAAUUCGUACAUAUAAAGUGGACGGGUUUCGUGGCUUAUAUCAUGGUACAAUCCCUGCUCUGGUGGCAAACGUGGGAGAAAACGCCGUCCUGUUUGCGUGUUAUGGCUUCUGUCAGGAUAUUGUUGCCUAUAGCAUGGGAAUUCAACAUGCCUCACAACUCAGUAAUUUUCAGAAAGCCACCGCAGGGUCCAUGGCCGCAGUAUUCUCUUCCCUGGUGCUUUGUCCCACAGAACUGGUGAAGUGCCGUAUGCAGACUCAACAUGAAAUGCGCUUGUUGGGCAACAAAGACAUACCAAGGAGAAGGUCAGUAAUCUUAUUAAAUUGUAUGUAUAUCUUUUUUUUUUUUCUUUGGGUCAAUGAAUAGAAAGGCGUAUGCAUGGAACAGGACGGUGUGGUUGCAUGUGUGAUAGAAUCCCAUCAUGAGUAAAGUCAUUCAGAAGGGACGUUAUUUACAAUGAGUAUUCUUUUCUGGUCUGGUAGAAAGAGCUGACUUAUAAGUUGUGAAUACAGGGUAGUCCUAUCACCCUAAUCAAUGUGCACAGCUAGCUUUGAUCCUUGGUUUGUUUCGUCUACAUGUUUAAAGUAUAUAUUUGAUUAAGAUAAAAUGUUUCCUGUUGGUAUUUUAAACAAGUUAACUUAAUUUUCUAGGCCACCCCUUAAAAUGUUCAUAGUUUUCCUCUAAGUAUAUAAGCACAAAGAAGGAACAUAUUGGUAAAAUACAUUAAAUUAGAGUACCUUAAAGGACCACUAUAGUGCCAGGAAAACAUACUCGUUUUCCUGGCACUAUAGUGCCCUGAGGGUGCCCCCACCCUCAGGGUCCCCCUCCCGCCCGGCUCUGGAAAGUGGUAAAAACGUACCUUUUUCCAGCGCUGGGCGGGGAGCUCUUCUCCUCCAAUCCUCCUCCUCUCCUCCCAUUCGGCUGAAUGCGCACGCGCGGCAAGAGCUGCGCGCGCAUUCAGCCGGUCGCAUAGGAAAGCAUUUGCAAUGCUUUCCUAUGGACGCUUGCGUGCUCUCACUGUGAUUUUCACAAUGAGAAUCACGCAAGCGCCUCUAGCGGCUGUCAGUGAGACAGCCUCUAGAGGAUUUGGAGGAAGGAUUAACCCAUUUAUAAACUGCUAUGUUUAUUAAAAAAAUGGGUUAAUCCUAGAGGGACCCGGCACCCAGACCACUUCAUUAAGCUGAAGUGGUCUGGGUGCCUAGAGUGGUCCUUUAAUGGUCGUGUUUGGUAAGGUCAUUGAAAUCUUUUAUUUACCAUCAGUAAUGUUUCUUGUGAAUAAUUCAUAAGCAUAUAAUAUCUAUUUUUUUCUUGCAAACAAUUUGCUGGGCUCAUAUUUUCACUGGUGCUAGGCCACUGACCUCUAGUGGACUAAAUGAAUAUAUAGCACAAAAACCAAAAAGUUACCUGCACUCUAUCUUUGACUUUAUUUUUUUUUUUUUCUUCUAAGCCAUAUUUUCUCUUACCACAAGGAGGCACUGUUUCCAAAUGGGUACAUAACUAACUGAUAAAAACGGAUUCUGUUUUUUGAGUACAAAUAAUAGUGCUUUCAGAGUUUGCAAAUGCUUCAUACCUUUGACUGAGGUAAUCCUUUUAUUUUGCAUAAAUUAAAAUGUGAUAAAACAAAGAAAUGUAUAAACAAAUCUGAAAAGUGCCCAUAUUUCAUAUGAGGCAUUGCUAACUAAAUACCUAUUUGAUUCACUUUAACGGAUACUCUGUUGCUUUAUGUAAUGUCUUCUAAUGUUACAAUGUGCUCUUCUGAUAAACUUUUUUAUUAAAGUCACUCUCAAGGGUAGAUUUCAGCACCAUUUUUUGAUGAUGUAUUAAAUAGAGAAAUAUUUAUUCAAAUAAAAAGAUACCUCGGCUCCCUUCUCUCUCGCACUGAGCACUGAACUUAUUUAGGGGGCGACCAGGGGUGUUUCUAUUUCUAGGUUAAAGGCUGAGUCAGGCAGGAGCCCGGAGUGGGGAGGUAAAGAAUCUUGGGUCUGUUUGUUACCCUUUCUUGUCUGCUACAAGCCUAGUGUAAUAUGGAGGGAAAAUAACACCUUCAGUUACAUGUGCCAGUGCCUCUUUAAUAAACAUGUGAUUAAUUAUAAGCUGGAGUGUGGGAGCGUUGCUGUGCGUGCGGGUUUAAUUAGAAUGAUUUAUAUUGCACUAACAUAUUCUGUACAAUAUGUAAACAAGACAAACAUUUCAUUCUGACAUAAAAAUGUAUGACAUACAGGGUGAAGAUGAAGAGAGCUGUGCCUUAACAAGCUUACAAUCUAACGAUGUUGGUUUGUGUUGAACGCAGCAAGGGCAAAUUUAAAGGGACACUGUAGGCACCCAGACCACUUCAGCUCAUUGAAGUGGUCUGGGUGCUGUGUUCCUUUUGCACCUAGUGCUGCAAUGUAAACAUUGCAGUUCCAGAGAACGAAGUCUGCCCUCAGUGGCUGUUUAUCAGACAGCCACUGGCGGCGCUUCUGGAAUCGUAACAGACUUUUGCUCUGUUAUCUGACGUUGGACAUCCUCACUCUCUGCAUGAGUACCUCCAGCGUCAGAUUUUCCCCAUAGGAAAGCUCUGAUUCAAUGCUUUUCUAUGGGGAGCUCUAAUGCGCUUGCAGCAUUUGCCGCGCCUGUGCAUUAGACGCUGCUCGUCGCGGGACAGGAGGGGGCGGAGCUUCGACCCAGCGCCGAAGGGACGUCCGCACUGGGAUAAGGUAUGUAAAUUAAUUUUUAACCCUUUAUUUACGAGGGGGGGGGAGGCAGAGGGAUCGGUGGUUCCAGGAAUACAGCUUUGUAUUCCUGGCACUACAGUAUCCCUUUAAUAUAGCUUGGGGUGUGAGUCAAUGCAGUAUUGUUUUACAACUAAAGGUUCAUGUAAUACAAUGAAUUAGUUCAAACAUCUGGUGUCAUAAUAUUCAUAAAACAUAUCGGUGUGGAACACGGGGUGGGAUUUUGUAAAUUACUCUUAAGCUAAGGUCCUUGGCCUUUUUGCUGCCUAGUAUAACCCCUGGUAAUGUCCCUUCAAACUGCAAUGUGAUGGCGAUAUCUGACCUUCCACCUAAAUCCAUAGGAGAAGCAUUACUUAUAUGAUGAAUUGAAGCUGUAUUGAACCGUCCAAGGAGACCCCGAUUUAUUCCUAUAGAGACACUGCGCAUAUCCAUUAGCAAGUGUGUAGAUGUAAACACACAUCCGUUUUUAGUGGAAGAAAUUAAUGAAGAGAGUGAGGGGCCUAGCAGAAAGCCCCAGUGUUAGAUGGUCUUUUAUCAAACAGAAAUAAUGUCCGAGUGGUGGGGGAGAAGAAAAAUAAGGAUUAGAGAAAUGUUUUUUCUGUGCCAGGGGAAAUGAAUAGAGCAUUGUGACUGGAACAGCUCAGCCUUUCACAUGACACGUUAAGCAGUGAUGUAGAGGAGAUCUUUGGUACAUUGAUUUGUCACUGCUUUGCAUUGUGUGGCUUUUGAUUUUUAUUUUAUUUUUUGUUUGUGUGUGUGCCUCAGUUUGUAUUUUUCUUUAUUGUUGCUUCAUAUUUCUGUGGCUAUUGUGUGGCUUUUUGUUAAAUGGCGUCUCCGGGCACCCUGACCACUUGAAAUGACUGAAGUGGUCAUGGUACUUAGUCUGUGCAGCAUAACGUACGGAGUUUAACCCGUUUGCUGUUGGAGAUGUAACUCAAUACAGUUAGACACAGCUAGUCCAAAACAAGAAUUCCAGGCUGGCUAAUGUCCAUCUGUAAAUAUUCUGCGCAUCGACGCUUAUUCAUUGGCGGAGAGCAAUCCGCUGCCGCUCUCAGCCAAUGAAUGAGCAUCCAGAUCAGCCAGGUGUCUUAAAUCUGUUUGAGAGGAGACCAGGCGCCCGAUAGGAACCCAAGAAGGAGGGCAAGCUGUUGCCAGGGUACUCUACCAUCAUACAAAAAAAGCAGUAUAUGUGUACACAAACCACAAUGCAAAAGGUGCUCAAUUAGCAAUAAGCAGAAAAAAUCCACCCUGGCCGGGUGGGGUUCCCCAAAGACCUUCCUCUUGUCUUCAAUAGUACAUACACAAAAAAGGGGGACAAUCUGCUAAAUCAAAUGACAAGAACAGUACAUAGCAUAAUAAUGUAUAUAUAAGUAAACCAGAUGUCAAAUUCACAAAUGGCCACUCACACUCUUGUAGAAAUUAGAAUGCCUUUAGAAUGGUUUUCUUUUUCAGCAUAUAUGCCCUUUCAAAUUCAAUUCUUCCAUCUCUAUUCAAUAUCCCAUGAAAUGGUUGAAAGGUGUGUGCUCAAGAAAAAAAUUAUAACAAAAUUGUAGUGCACAUUCAAAAGUAGAAUAAAAUAAAUGUAAUAACUUACAUCAAGGUAUAAAACAAUAGAUGUAUUCUCACUGUCACCACUAGGGGUCCUACGCGUUUCGUCCGUAUAUAGGACUUCCUCAUGGACUUCAGUGACCAGCAAUGACGAAGAAACAAAUGAACUCCUACCAUCAUAACUGCUACAGAGGACUGUGGAAGUUACAAUGUUUGGACUAACUCUCAAAGUAUUAAAAACGUUAAACUUCAACCACUAGGAAACACUUCAGUGAUUUAAAGUAGUGGUCUUGGUGGUAGGAGGUGCUCUGUGUUUGCAGUGGGGAUGGUUGCAUUUCCAGCAAUCAUGGCUUUAGCAACCCAGAACUCUGUUCCUGCCUUUUAAAUGUCAAAGCACGCUGCCAAUGGAUCUGUUGCGCUUCUCAAAGUCCUAUUGGCGCAGUUGUUUUUUAAUAUUUCCCUCCUCCUUCCCUCUCUGUCUCCCUCCUUCAGCUUGUUGUUCUCAGAGACAGUUAGGUAUCAUUCACAGGCUUCUAUAAGAGAAGCCUGUGUUUAAAUCUUGCGCGGCUGACGUCAUGAGGGGACGUGGAAAGCCGCAACGAGAGCAUUACUUAGCUUUGGAUUCCAGGUAAGAAAACGUAACUUUAAAGUAUUUUCUAGCGAUUGGGAAGGGGAGGAAUUUAAAUAAUAAUUCCCAAUAGGACGUUAUUAAUUAGGCUAUAAAAAUGCAUUUAAUAGAGUUUGUGUAACCCUAAGAACCUGUAUUACUGGAAUAUUUAGGAAUCCUCUCUGAAUUCACUCACAUUUUUAGUGGCAUUGUGUUUGAAGUAGGGACACGUUGUGCCAAGUAAUAAUUAAGGGACACUAUAGUCACCAAAACAACUUUAGCAUACUGAAGCAGUUUGAGUGUAUAGAUCAUGCCCCUGCAGUCUCACUGCUCAAUUCUUUGCCAUUUAGGCAUUGAAUUGCUUUGGCAUCUGUGUAUGCAUCCCUAGUCACACCUCCCAUGUCAUUCACACAUCCAACUGGGAAAAAAUGGUUUCAUUUUCAUUCAGAUGUAAACCUGCUUUAUAUGUUUUUGUUCUCCUGCUCUAUAAAUUGAACUUUAAUUAUAUACAGGAGGCUCCUAGCAGAGAAGGAGAUAAGAAACUGUAGACUGAACAUACUGUGCAGUAAAGGAACUCACAAUCUAUAGGUCCCUCUUCAGGAAUUGUUUAGGAUGGAGGAAGGUGUGACUAGGGCUACAUAAACAAAGUGAUUUAACUCGUAAAUGGCAGAGAAUUGAGCGGUGAAACUGCAAUGGCUAUUGAAAUUAGUGGGUUGGUGGGUCAGUGAAAGGCGGAGAGUGUCUGCCAACACUCUCUCUGCCUAUCACUGGAUGCCCAUUGUGAGUAAUACUACAUACUAUAAGGGAUUAAAAUUGAACAGAGUGGGUACAGCUAUCAGGCACCUGGGCCAAAGAAAGGAAAAGAGAAGACAGAGUUACCAGCUUAUAGGUGGAUCAACGUUGGAGUUAAACCUUUCAAAAACAGAUUGACCCCAAAAAUGAGAUGGUGCCCAGUCACUCCUGCCGCUGAAAGAAACGUCACGGAGAGGAAGUUAUUGGGGUGAAGUGAUUACAUUACUGUAUUGCUCUUUUAAUUUCCACUGUUUUAAGUUUUUUAAGUGACUCCUUUUAAACUAUCUAUUAGUUAAUCUAUUUUAUAUUUUCCACUCUUGAUAGGAAUUUUAAACAAUGUCUAAGCAAUUUACAAAUUAUUGCGUUAACUGCCACACUUUUGAAACAGAUUUGUAGAAACUGCCUGGACGCACACACUAGUGUACAAAACCAAACUUUAUUUAGGAGCAAAGGCUCACAAACUGGGUGUUUAUCAAGAGGCUUGAUAAUAAAAGAAAUUAAAUGGUUUGUAAUGCCGGGUCCUUGACUUACGCUAUUUGCACACUGUUACUCUCUCAGCACACCAUGGUCCGUUGUCCACUCUAUCAUAAACACGGAGGGCGUGCCUGGCCUCUUUCGCGGUCUCAGCAGCACGUGGUUACGAGAGAUUCCAGGAUAUUUCUUCUUUUUUGGUGGUUACGAGCUGAGUAAUACUAUCCUUAACAGAAACAGCAGAGAGCCUCCGGGUGAGUGCGAUGGAUUAAUGAAAUGUUAGAGUACAUACUGCCCCUCCAACGUGUGAGUAAAAGUCUUUAUUCAUUUUAUUUUUCAGGUGCGCUGAUGGUCACAGUAAGUGGCGGUGUAGGAGGAGCCUGUUUCUGGCUUGCAGUAUAUCCAGUAGAUUCUGUAAAAUCAAGGAUUCAAGUUCUGUCCCCAGGCAAACACUCAGCGGGCUUCAUCCUGUCUUUGCUGCAUAUUUUCAGGACUGAAGGUGAGAAUCCACUAGUAAUUGGGAAAAUGUCACUACUUAAUUCUCCGCCAUUAGGAGUGAAAUCACUUUUUGCAGCCCUAGCCACACCUCCUCUGGCCGUCACUCACACAGCUUCUCUUCAUACUUCCUGAAAAUUAGUCUAAAUGUCAUACUUGUAUAAGAGCUUAAGCAAAAAUGUUUCAAUGUGGAUGAUGACUAAACGGUCCUUUACUCUGUGGUACAGUGUUUGUCGCUCUAAUCUACUGCAAGCAGUUAAACAUCCACUUCUCAAGGGGGUCCAUCUGUGAAUUUCCCCCAAUAAACAAAAGAAUGAAGAUAUUGUGUCCCAUUAUCAAAAAGAUAAUGGUGCCUAUAAAUUAAAAAAUGCAUUUCCUUUAUUGCAAACAAAUUAAAAACUAUUACUCUCAUAAGCAAUAGUAAUGGCUUAAAGACUUCCAAAGAUGGAUUAGAAGUACACAGAUCCUUAUAUAAAAGAUUUACUUAUCGCGUUGGACUCUUCUACAGUUUUAUAUGUGAGUUUCUAAAGGGACACUAUAGUCACCAGAACCACUACCACUUAAUGUAAUGGUUCUGAUGUCUAUACCUUGUCCAUGCAGGCUGAGCAGGGGAAAUGCUGCCUUUUCAGAGAAAAGGCAAUGUUUAAAUUUCUGCCUAGUAACACCUCUAGUGGCAGUCAUUCAUACUGCCGCUAGAGAUGCUUCCUGUGUCGUUGCUUAACUGUGUUGAGCACUUACUUUCAUCGUCUCCACGCUCUGCAUGCAGAUGCCCAACGCUCUUUAUAGAGAUGCGUUGAUUCCAUGCAUCUCUAUAAGGAGAUGCUGAUUGGCUCAAUGCAGCAUUUUGCCAUAAAUGUGCAAUAGCCUCCCAAUGCUCUCCUAUGGUAAAGCAUUGGUUUGGCUGAGAUAGUCAAGGUUGAUAUCUGCCAUGAAGCCGGAGCCAGCCACAGAGAGACCAGCGAGGCGUUGGAGGAGGUUAGUAAAGAAUACUUUUUAGCUUCAAUCUGAGGGGGACCAGGGACCUAAACAUGUAGUCUAACACUAUAGGGUUUCUCCAACACUUUUUUUUUUUGUAUUGAUUAAAAUAAAACCCUAUUGGCAUUAUUAUUUAGGUCCCCUAAAAGAAAGAGCACAUUUUAAAACAGUUAUUACUUAUCUUUAUCCAGUUACGGGAAAAGCUCCAUUAAAAGAUUCUCACAGAGAAAAAAUAUAUUGGCGAACUGGAUAGGGAGGAGGGAGGGCUGCUUUCAUUAUGAUAGGAGGAGGAGACAUUAGCUUCCCUUUGCAGGCUGUGAGAAGCAGUUACAUCUGUAGCACGCAUCUAUGACAGAUGUAAAAUAGGCACAGAAUUUACAUUAGGCAGUCGGGAAUAGAGUUCUGGGCUGCUUAAGACACAUGUGCUGGGGUGCCACUGGCCCUGGCACAUAAUUGCCAAUAACUCUGUGCAAGAUUUCAAGCUGAAAUAUUGAAUGUGCAGAAACCUUCCACCAUGACAACUUCAAAAAGCCGUAUAGGCCAUGGUGGUUGGAGUAACCCUUUUAAGCCAUUACCGUUUGUUUUAUGUGAUGAAUUGGUUUUUAAUGCAUUUAGAAUAAGGAAAUAAAUAUAUUUUUAUUAGAUUAAAUGUUAAACUUCCCUCACAGUACGCUACGAAUGUAGUACUUCUUGUCUCUUGUUCUGCAGCAGUCUUCUGUGUGUGUAAUUAAUAUUCAAUUACCAGUACUAGAGACCGGAACAUCCCAAGAAAACACACAGUGCUAUGAGAUCUGAUUGAAAAUGAAACCUUUACUUCAUAGAGGAUUUGUAAGUCACAGCCAGAGGAGGUGUGACUUUAGGAGGGGGUUCCUGCUCUCCUUUGUCACUCAGUUGUUAAUAUAGACAUAUUCUGAAGCUGUUUUGUCUUAUUUUUUGUAGUCUUUUAUUAGAGCAGUUAAAGUUAAAUAAAAACUCUGGCACCAAAACCACCAAAUGCCAUUUAAGUGGUUAUGGUGUUCGGAGACCCCAAGCGCCUUCUUACUUUCUGCAGUAUUCCUUGAAAACCUAACUUUAAAGGAAUACUGGAGACACACACCGCACUGCAGCUUGCGUCUGGCUGUCAUUAAUUUCAACAGUUUUUAUAAAAAUGAGGAUUUCAAUAGAAAUUUUCAUUAACUGUGUAUUGAAACACCUCUCCAUCUGGCGCUCAGACAGCCGGGGAGGUUUUUUCCCCUCUUCCUUUAGCUUCACAGAAAUAACAGAAGUGGGUGGUACACUGGGUUAGAGUGUGGUUGCCUACACCCCCUUAUCAGUGAGCUGUACUACAGCUCAUUGAAAAGCAUUGGAAUGCUGCAAUUAUGUGUCUGCCCAUGACUCCCGCUCAGAGGCUUCUCAGUGAGCAGCCUUUAACUGACCAAUUCCCUGGCAAAGACACAAAAUCUGUGCUGUGGUUAGAGGGCCUGCAAAGGCAGCAGACAACAGGUGUGCAACUUUUGCAAUCCGUUUUUUUCAUAUAUAUUCAUGUUUGCUCUGGGGUUUAUCUACUUAUUAGAUUUAAAAAAAAAUCAGUUGAGUGUUCCUUUAAAAUUAUUAUUUUAUAUAUAAAGUUGGUGCAGCUAAACCUUCUUGUCAGGCUCAGCCAACUGCUGGAUUAGGUCGAUUGGAGUUGUAUUCCUCAUAAGGUGUUUAGCAAGUGUUUACCUCAAUAUGCCUUAUUUUUAUUUUAAAGGAGCACUAUAGUCAAAAUAUAAAAGCAAGAAAGACCGGUCCUAGCAGGGCCGGUGCAAAGAAUUUUGGGUACAUAGGCGAAGAUGCAUUUUUCCGCCCCCCCAAAAACAUCUUCACCCAUGUGCCUCUUAACCUCCCUUUUGUGUUUAUUAUACCGUCUUUUAAAUAUCUGACUCCCUUUAGUGUAUUUUAUCUCCUAUUUUUGCCUUUGUGUGUCUCCUAUCUCUCCUCUUUGUAUGACUCUUACAUCCUCCCACAUUUUGUGUCUUACUCCUCCCAGCCCCUUUGUGUGACUCCUUUUCUCCCAGCCCAUUUGUGUCUUUUAUUCUUCCCAGCUCCUUUGUGUGUGUCUCUUUCCUUCUCAAGCCCCGCUGUGUGUUUCUUUCACAUCCAGCCCCUCUCCCCAUCCCUUAAUGGUCCCCUCCCUUCUCUGACCCUUAUUGUUCCUUUCCCUUCCCGCCUCCUUUCCCUGUCCCUUAGUGUUCCUCUCCCCUCCCCCAUCUGUUGGCUGUCGCUUAGUGUUCCUCUCCCCCCCUCCCUCCUUUUCCUGUACCUUAGGGUAUCUCUCCCCUCCUCUCCCUGUCCCUUGGUGCGCCACCCACCCCAUAGUGGUCCCCUCCCCUUCCUGGUGUGCCUCCUACCUUUUUUGUAACGUGGCUGAGCGGAGCGAAUCCCGGUACAGUGAGCUUUUCCUGUAAGUUCUGCCAGGUACAGGAAACAGAAGUUCCUGUACCACGGUACACUCCGCUUGGCCACGCUACAGUCAGGGGUGUAUAAACACUGACAGUCACACACACUCAGUGACAAACACACAGACAUCUCUGACAGCCAGACUCACUUAUCUGACACACUCAUUCAUUGACAGACACUCACACGCACACUGACAGACACACAAACACUGACAGACUCAUUGAAAAACACACACUGACACACACACACACACACACACAAACUCACAGACACUGACAGACACACGUGCACACAUGCACAUACUGACAGACACACUCACUCACACACACUGACAGACACACUCACUCACACACACUGACAGACACACAUACUCACACACACACUGACAGACACAAAUACUCUCACACACACACACACUGACAGACACACAUACUCUCACACACACACACACACUGACAGACACACAUACUCACACGCACACACACACUGACAGACACACAUACUCACACACACACUGACAGACACACAUACUCACAUGCACAGACACACAUACUCACAUGCACAGACACACAUACUCACAUACACACACACACACUGACAGACACACUCACACACACACUCACACACACUGACAGACACACUCACUCACUCACACGCUGACAAACACACAUACUCACAUGCACACACACACUGACACACAUUCUCACACACACACUGACAGACACACUCACUCACACACACACUCACACACACUGACAGACACACUCACACACUGACAGACACACAUACUCACAUGUACACACACACACAGUAAUUAAUAAUCUAAAUUACAUUUAAAUUUCCCACCCAGCCUCCCUACCUGGAGAGCUGGCGUGGGUCUCUCAUUGGUGAUCCAGUAGGGCUGCUGGGAGGCAUGCGGCUGAAUUGGAUGGUGGCGAGGGAGCUCUGAUCUCUCUGAUCUGCUCCCUCGCAGGCUGUUUACUGAUGCCGCGGGAGCCGGAAUAUGACGUCAUCAGUAAACAGCCUGCGAGGGAGUACAUCAGAGAGAUCAGAGCUCCCUCGGCAUCCAAUGCAGCUGCACGCCGCGCCGGGGAUCCAGGAUGUGACCUGGCAGGAGGGAGCACUUCCCUCCUGCCGGUCACUGGAAUUUUGCGCCCCCAGAGCCGUUGCGCCCUAAGGCGGCCGCCUGUGCCGCCUUAUGGACGCGCCGGCCCUGGGUCCUAGCCUUCUUUCUUGCUUUUAUUUUCAUUUACCCUUAAAAAAAAAAAAAUCACAAAUUUUAAAUCCUUUUUAUAAUUCUUUAUUUUAUUUGUGCAUAUGAUUAACAGAUGGGUUUGCUUUGCCACAACAACAGGAGCAAACUGAACGCUACACACGUAAGAACAAUAUUAUGGCAUUGAAGGCAUUGCACAUUUCUUUUGUUAUCAGGAUAAACAUAAAUGUCUUUGCAUAAUGUGGUACAGGGUGGACAACAAGGUUAGGUGAUAACUUGUCAUGCCAGUUAAAAUUCUCUUAAUAAUGCAUAUUGGCUGUUACUGUAAUAUUCUGAUCUCGGCUUAAAUCAAAGAUAAUCUUGUAUAGCCUAGUGUGUGAGAUGCAUGAAAUUUAUAGCGAUCAAACUUAUUGUGUGUUUCAUGCCUAGCUAGCCAUUGAUGCUAACUCUAUUCAAUAUGUUUGUUGGGGUAUUGCUAUGGGUGAUGGUAUCGGUUUUUCUGAAGCUUAAGGCGGCGAACUGUGUGUUCCCUGGGGAGGUAAACCGUUUCGUUACGUCUAGCAGGGUAAUGCAGGUAUUACCAGGUUAUGUGUGCGGUGUAGCUGUAUUUGCCAAGAGGAGUUAACAACCUGUCUGUCCGAGGAUAGCAGUAGCAAGGAUAAGGUACGUUUGAGAAUGCAUAUGAAGAAACAUCUAAGAAAGUUAAAUCCUUUUUAAAAAUAAAAAUUUACCGCCGUCCCAGCACCGAGCUCCUCCACAGGCCACGCCCUUAUUUUCCUCAAAAUCGAAAUAGCAGGGUUCAAUCAGACGCUUCUCUUAGAGAAGAGUCACAGCUGUCUGGUGCGCAUGCGCGGCUUCACGCUGCACUAAUCGGGUUCUUCAUAGAGCGGCAUUGACUGGUAUGUGCAUUCGCAAGCUGAGCUGACUGACAGCUCGCUAUCUAGGCCCGCCCCCCUCCUACCGCAACCCUCCAAAGCCAAAAGUUUGUAUACAAACACUAUAUAUAGAGAUAUCUCCAUAUAUAGUAUUUGUAUAAAAACACAAAUUGUAAAUAAAUAUUGUAAACAUACACACACUAUCUAUCUCUAUCUAUCUCUCUAUCGAUCUGUAUUCUAUCUAUAUAUCUAUUUCUAUAUAUCUAUUUCUAUCUGUACCUAUCUAUUUCCAUCUAUCUAUAUCUCUCUUUAUCAAUCUCUCUAUUUCUAUAUAUGUCUAAUAAUACUAAUAAAUCUAUCUGUAUCCAUUUUACUGUAUCUAAAUAUGUAUAUUUAUCUAUGUCUGUCUGUCUAUAUCCAUCUUUAUUUCUAUCUGUAUCUGACUCUAUCUAGCUGACUCUAUCUAUCUCUGCAUCUAACCACCAUCUCUCACUCUCUCUGGCACUCUCUCUUUCGCACGCUCGCUCACUCACUCACACUCCUUUUUAAAAUAAGUUUACUUACGGUUUGGAUCCUCCUGCUGUGUCUCCUGCCUUCAGCCUGUCAGCCAGUGCCGAUGCUGUGUGUGCAGGAGAUCUUAUCUCCCACACUGUCAGCUCUGGCUGCUGACAGCAUCCGGGGUUACUACAGGACACGGGAGGCACUUUCACGUUGCCUCCUGUGUCCUGAUAGCAUGUUUGAUGUCUUCAGCUAAGUCUGAAGAUGUCAAACAUGAGUCCUGUGCAGCAGACAGGACUUAACUUGGAAGUCCAUCUGGUGGCCUUCUGAGUGACUGCCACUGGAUAUGUUCCUAGGUUCUAAGUUAAACACUGUAUUUUCUCUAAAAAAUGGUGUUCUCAUGAAAAGGCCUGCAGGGAGCUAUUGUACUCACCUGAACAACCCCAUUAAGCUGAAGUUGUUCAGGUGACUAUAGUGCCCCUUUAACCUCCCCAUCCUCAACCAGAAUCUCACGGAGCAUGAUAGGAGUGAUGCUCCAAUAGGAGCAGAGAACAUUUUCCAUGGUACAUACUCUUAUCUUAUCAUACUCUUAACCACUGUUAGGACUGCUGGCUAUUUGACAGAAGAUGUGAAACCUUUCCACAGCAUUUGGUGUUGGCAUACACACAAAGCUGAUAUUGCCAGACAGAGAGUACACUGCUACCUGAUUGUCUGCUCAGGGAGGUGGCCACACACAGGAAAAAAUUGUGUUGCGUUUUUUGUUUUUAUAAAAUAAAAAUAAAAAGUGCAGGGACUUUACACCGUAACAGUUUCAGUAAUUUGAAGUGCUCCAUAAAUGGUUCCAGUGUUUUUAAGGUUUGCUUAUGUGUAUAUAGGGUAUGCAUCUUAACCCUCAGAUUUCCUCUGUGUCCGCAGGAUUAUUCACUCUAUACGCUGGGCUGAUGCCCACCGUGGUCCGAGCUUUCCCGUCCAAUGCUGCCUUGUUCCUUGCCUACGAGAUGACGAAGAGGAACCUGACAUCUUACUCACAUAGCUGUAACUGAGAUCCUUGGGACUGUUCCUGUACCCCCUCGUCUAAUUCCAGAUUCCCUUUUAUUGUGCCUCCGGAAUCCCUGCGCACAAUCUCAGCCUUACAGUUUUAGGCUAGUUUUUCAAGUCUCCCUUCUCCACGUUCUUUCCAUAUUUCCAUGUAAAGCUCUUUGCUUCCUCAGUCAUCCUACAUUCUCUCAGCUCAUCCUCCCCCUUCUCAGCAUAUUUGCUUCUAAAUUACUUCUGAUUUCGUUCCUCUCUCCGAAUGACAUGCUUUUCCCUAUUCAGCUGACUCAUGGUUUUAAUAGAAUAAAAUAUUUUUGGAUCCGCUUGCUGCAUCUGAUUGGGCUGGAGUGCCAAAGGAUCCGUCUCUGUGUUUCGAGGGCUUUCUAAAAUCAUCCUAAUUUUUGUUCACUUUUACCAUUUUCCUCCCCUGCUUUGCUGUUCUUCUCCUUCUCUGGAAUUCCUCUCAUUUUACGAUCUAUUUCUUCAAACUGUUUCAUUUGCUUUGUGUUUAUUUUGUAGCCUACAUUCUGAGCAGUGCCUGUCAUUAUAGCAGUCUCUCUCACGUCUGUUUUGCUGACACAUAUUCAUGUCCCAUUCCUUUUUAUAUUUCUCCAUUCUCGUUGUUUUCUUCCAACAUUCCGUAUUACUGUUUUUCUUUUUCUGUUUUUUUUUUCUUUUCCCCAGUGAUCUUGCCUUCUUUCCUCUUGUCUGUCACAGCUGCUGACAUUCUUCUUUCCAUCUUUGGUGCUGGGCAGACACCCCUGACUCUAAAGAUAGCCACAUGCAAGGCCUUGCACGCUGCUGUUCUAUCAGUCUCAUGUGCUCCAUCGCUCUGUAUUCCAGUGCUCCAUAACUUCAUACGGUAUCAGUGUACGUCUUGUCUUACUUAUCCCUGCUUCUUCUCUCAUUUUGUUAAACUGUUUACUCCACUUUCUGCUCGUCUGUACUUUAACGCUGGUUUCGCUCUCCCUUUCCUUAUAAUGUCUGCUUUCUGCAUUUUAUGUCUGAAAUAGUUUGUACUGUAUUACUGUAGCAUUGAUUGACCCACUUUUGGUUUUUAUACUGAAAGUUAGUGAUGUGUUUCUCCUCUUUCACUUCUAAUUCAUUUGUAUUUUGUAUAAUGUUGUUUGAACCCAUCUGACCUUAGACUUGAUAAAGAUCCCCGUGUGGGGGGUCUUACGAGCCUGAAUAAAUUCUAAGUGUUACCAUAUAUUUCUUGCAGAGUGAUUACUUGUAAGAAUAUAUAUAUAUUUUUUGUCCGUGUUUCUUCUCUUUCUACCUUGCCUUGCUUGUGAUUGUCCUAUAUACUAACAAGCCUAUUCCCCGUCUGUGGAGAUUAAAGUGACACUGUUCUUUGUGGAAGGUGGUGACUUGUCCUCUUCAUAGGGAUAUCUUGGGGGUAAGAGGGUAUAUGUGUUUAAAAUUAAAUUUUUCAGUUCUGCAAUAUAUUUUUUUCUGUAGCUGUAUGCGAACAGUAGCCAGAUACUAAUGUACUCUUGCACAUGUCAAAGUACAAAAUAGAGAGGCCUGUGGGGAUCCCGUGAGACUGCGAUCCCCCCACAGCUCUUCUCUUAUAUGUACAGUAAGUUACUAUAAUUGUCACUUGGAAAAUCCGAUUUGUAUUGCCAAGGUAUGUCAGAUGGAACAGUCAUCAAAGCUUCGGUAUUUUACGUAAGUAAAGUAGUCUUUUUUUUUUUUGUCUUAUGUAUGUUUUUAAAUCAUUUUGGGAUUUGUGACAUUUCAAUACAAUAGAGAGUCUCUUUCUGAAAAUCUCAGACGUGAGAAUGUUACAUUAAAUUCAGUAACACUAAUCUACAUAUUAGGUUGUUACUAGAAGUAUAUUCUGCAGGUAAGUAUUGAAUCCGUGCACCCAAUAUUGUAUCUUUUUCAGAAUCGAAAGGUGAAAUAGGCUCACCUUGCACUUAAUUUAGCUUAAACACAGUGUAGUAAUUAAAGAUUUAUUUUGAAUUGUAUCCUCUGCCCAGCUUACUGCUUACAUUGCAACUCCUAUUAUGCCAAUUUAUGUUUCCUUUCCAAUUUUCUCUCCAAGUAAUACGCUCUUGGUAUUGCAUACUUACUCCAAGCAAAUUAUCAUGGUUUAAAGAUUUUUUUUUUUUUUCUUUCAUUUAGUUGUUUAUCAUGAGUUCCCAGGCCAUUGGGUUAAAUGACAUUCAGAGUCCGUCUGAUGCGGCUGUGAUGUGUUAUAACAAAGGAUGCGGGCAGACAUUCCUUCUCAAAGACAACAGUGCAGGUAAAAAGCAAUCUAAUACUACCUCUAGUUAAAUGAUCUAUUGCUCCAUUUAGUUAAAGGCACUAAAACAACUUUAGCAUAAUGAAGCAAGUUUGGUGCAUAGUUCAUAGCUCUGCAAUCUCAUGGUUAAAUUCUCUGCCAUACAGGAGUUAAAUCACUUUGUUUAUACUGCUCUAGUCAUACCUCCCUGCAUGGGACUUGUACAGCCUUUCUUAAAGGGACAUUAUAGUCACCCAGACCACUUUAGCUCAAACUGCAGUAAUUGCCUUUAAGGGUUAACUCCACCUCUAGUGACAGCCAAGUCGUUGGGCGUCUUUUGGUCGACUAACUGAUGCUGGACAUUAUCACGCUUGGCAUGAGGACACCCAGCGUCAUGUAGAACCCAAUAGGAAAGCAUUAUACAUGCUAUGGUGGAUCUACUAAUGCGAGUGCGGCCAUUGCCGCUUAUGCGCUUUAGGUCUCCCCGCGAGAGAGUUAAUGUUAAAAUGUCCUUUACUGCGCUUUCUGUUUAAUUGAGAAUUUAUUAUCUCCUGCUCUGUUAAUAGCAUUCUAGACCCAGCAGGAAGCUCCUGUAUUUGAUAAAAUUUAAAGAGCAGGGGAUAAAAACUUCUAAAGCAAGUUAAUAUCUUAAAAUUAAACCAUAUUAUUUCAUGCAGACUGUGAGAGUCACAGCCAGUGGAGGUGUGGCUAGGGCUGCAUAAAUGGAAAGAAAGAUGAUUUAACUCUUAGAUGGCAGAUAAUCUAGCAGUGAGACUGCUAGUAUCCCUUUAAAUGAUCUAUUGGUGCAUUUAGUUACAUAAUCACUAAAAGUAAAUAGAUUGUGUGCAUGUGUAAUGUGUGUGUGUGUGUAUAUGUAUAUAUAUAUAUAUAUAUAUAAAACGAGAAGUCUUGCAUUGUUUACUACUUUUUAAUAUUGGACUAUAAGUACUUUAUAGCGUUUAUUUUCCAUAACUCAGUAGCUUUUUAGACACUUCAAACCUUUAUUAACUAAAGACGCAACAAUAAUUCUUGCAAACUAAAUGGUGUAGCAAACAUUAUAAAAAAAAAUUUAAAAAAAUUAAAAGUGGGAAUGGUUAUUUAGGAGGUGGAAGAAGAGGAUAAAAUGAGGGGAAAAAAGUGGGAGAAAUUAGCAGAAUAGGAUCAGUCUGUCCUACUAAAAUGGCGGCAACAUAUUUGUGACCGGCAGCAUUAGCGCAAAUAAAAUUCGGCUUUGAAUGAAAAACAUGCUUUUGAUUUGAUAUGUCUUUUCCAAAAUCGUAUAGCAUUGGUAAUGUGCGUGUGUAUUCAUAUGUGCGUGUGUAUUCAUAUGUGCGUGUGUAUUUUUGCACAUAUAGGAAGUGAAAAUAUCUAGGGGUUUCAGUAGGUAAGAAUGUUGACCAUUUUUCCGGUUACUCACGUGUUGCGGUUUAGAUUAUUUUUUUUUUUAAUGGAUCACACCAAGCAUCAUAACCACUGUAGCCCACUGAUACGGGUGCAUAUACAACAAUUUAUAGAUCAAAACAUAAAGAUAUACCAGUAAAGGAAUAAAUCUUGGGACACCGUGAUCAAAUAAAUAUAAAUACAAUCGUAAAAGUAAAGGUUUAUUCCUUUACUGGUGUAUCUUUGUUUUGGUCUAUAUUUUUGUUUAGGUUUUGGGGAAAGCACGUGUGUGUAUACCAGUUUGACACAUUUGUUAUCACGGCUUCAUUUUCAGUGCCUGUUACACUUUCAUUUUGUUUAUAUACAACAACUUGCAAUUUGUUUGGAUCCUGACUGUUGCCAAGCUGCACUGAAUGGAAGAAGAAUGACGUUAAGCUUUUAAUUUUUUUUUUUUUUUUUAUUCUUUAUUUUUGUAGUGCAUAGAAACGUAACAGAACGUGCAUGCGGUACCCCAAAGGCAAUCCUCAUGCUUUUUUCAAACAUUAAGUACAGUGAGGUAUAUAUUAGUUCUUGCACAUUUUUAGUGUUAGUUUAAGUAAGAUUAGGCUAUAGCAGGACUUUGCACAAUUCUUGGCACAUUAGAUACAGUCUAAACAACAGGCUAUACAAAAACGUCUGACCACUUGUAUUCUAUCCUAUUCUGCUUAAGUCAUCGACUUCAAAGUGGAUGCUUAAUACUAUAAUUAGGCUUAGUCUGCACGUUUUCCGGUCUGUUGACAUCAUAGAUUAUGCAUAUAGCAUUAAGAUUAAUAAAAUUAAGAAAAAAAAAAAAAAACACAACAGGCUAUACAGUAACAUCUGACCACAUGAAUUCUAUCCUUCUGCUGAAGUCACCGACUUCAUAGUGUAUGCUUAAAACCAUAAUUAGGCUUAUGUUGCACGUUUGCUGAUCUGAUGACAUCAUUGACUAUGCAUAGGUAUAAAUUCAAGUGAGUACUACAGGCUUGUACUAGGAACUGUCUGCAACUUUAAACUGCAGGUUAUACUAGGUCGCACGUUUGUUGGGCCUAGGCUGUAGCAUUAAGAUUAAUAAAAUUUAGAAAACACAACCGGCUAUACAAUAAUGUCUGACCACAUGAAGUCUGUUAUAUUCUGCUUACGUAAUCGGCUUUAAAGUGUAUGCUUAAAACUAUAUUUAGGCUUAGUCUGCAUAUUCGCUGAUCAGUCAACAUACUGUGCUAGGCCAUUUUGUUCAGAGUGUUUCAUUAGCUACUACUUUAUGCUAAACAUCAUGUUAGGACCCCUACUGGGCCUAGGUGCCAAUACGAAUAACAUUGCUAUAUGAGUAUUAUUCUGUAUGAACUUAUAUGGGACAGUCUGUGCGGUGGAGACCUGCAGUAUUUCGCUGCAUGGUUUGCAGGGGCACAAAUUGUCUCUUAUUCAGUCCGCCCUGUUUAGCCGACUCCGGCUCUGUCGCUUUGGCUGUUGGGCUCAGCUGGUACCCCCAUGAGGUUCCGAUUUGGCUGGAAAGGUGGGUACCUUGAUGGGGCUCCGUCUUUCAGGAGAGCCCUCCGGCCUGGAAUGUUCCCGUUGGGCGGCUCCGCAGUGUGAUCAUUAUCGCUGUCGGCUCUGCAUGACCUCCUCUGUCGGGUGGCGCUUUGCGGGAUAGUUGUUGCCAAGAUCGCCUGUUGGUGUGCAGGUCGGGUACUCUUGCGGGUUCCAUUCUCGAUUUUAAAGGUGCGUGUAUUGGCCUGUCGGGAUGCCAGGCUGGAGCCCCGUGGGGGGUUCCACGGCAGGCAGCGGCGAGUCGCAGGGCGGAUCCACGCUGCCAGCGCUUUCACCGCCAGUCGGAAUGGCCGUCUCCUGGCAUUAAGCUUCUCCCACAGGUAUGAACGGAGCCUGUUGAAGAACUCCGUUGUGUGCUUGGGUGGCUUGGGAGGGGAGUGUUUCUUCCCGCGCUGUGCUCGCGCCGCCAUCUUAGCUGGGCCUUUUCGUCCCUGUUUGGGCUCGGAUUUGUCGCUUGGGAUUGCAAGAGGGUGGUCCGCGAUAACCCCCGCCGGACCAUAGGGGGGGGAACGAGGGCUCUGGGUCGAGGUUCUCACCGUCGUUGGCGGCAGGAGAGUGGCCGUCUCUCUUGUGCCCGCCAUGCUGGUAGGCCUCGGUGGGGUGUCGGGUGCGUAUCACUAGAAACGGCGCUUGUCGGGUACCAACUUGUGCACCCCGUUGUCCCCUUGCUUUUGGUGGUAUUUGUGUAGCUUUAGGUCACCUUUUGAGUGACACAGAUUGCUGUUUAGUCGAUUUGAAGCAGGAGCUCAUGCAACCUACGACCAUUCAGCAUGGCCUCCAAGCCCCGCCCCCCCUACGUUCAGCUUUUUAAAAUGCCUUUAACCCACAUUUUGCUUUUUUUUUUUUUUUUUAAACCCACAGAUGCUUGCCUCUUUCACCCUGGGUACCCCAUAUUUCAUGAUGCCCUAAAGGUCAGUGUGCAUCUGUUUUGUUUCUUGUCACAUUCAUCUUUUAUUUAGUUUAUUUGAGAAUUGACUUAUUCUUGUUUCCUCUAGGGCUGGUCCUGCUGUAAAAAACGCACAACGGACUUCUCAGAAUUUCUAGCAAUCCAGGUAAAUUUUAUGGUGCUAUUUUAUACUUUCUUCGGAACCGCCUUGUGCCAGCAUGGUGUAGGUGGUAUGAUCUGUGUGAUUAGUCCACGUCACUUAUCAUCCCAGUUGGCAGUGUGCCAUACUUGGCCAUUUGCUCUUUUAAGUGUGAAUAAAAAAAAUCUUUCAGAGACCUGCAAUGCACACAGUCUAUUAGUAUGCAAAACGUGGACAUUCUUGGAAUAAAAAUCCAAGUUUGUAGUGCACGCUAGCAAAUAUUGAAAACAAGAACAGAAAAAAAGAAGUCUCCUUUAUUUUGUCAGAGCUUGAAAUGAACAUAAAGAUUUGUACUCGUCCCAAAGGCAGUGCUUGCUUUCAUACUUCAAAUCAAUUGGAGCCUCUUGCAGAAUUGUGCACCAUUACUAUGCUAUAGGGGGUUUAUGGCACAUUCACAAGUGGCUCUGGUAAAUCUUAAUAAGAGAAGCAUGAGCACGCUAACACAGAAGUUGUUCUAGUACACAGUCACUGCUUCCCAUUAGUUUCAGUGGAAGCUCCCCAUAGGAAUUGCUCACGUUUUCUCUUAUCGUAGGGCUGUACCAAAGGUCCUCACAGUAAUGAAAAACCAUUGGAACCUCUUAGACCGGAAGUAUCUGGAACCAAAAGCAAAUCAGACUCUGGAUCAAACUCCUGUACAGAGAUAAUUGUGCAAGGCCCAAAAUCUGCUGAAAAGAUGCAGAAAGAGAGACCCAGGUAAGGUGACGGAUUUUUCUUUCUAUAUGCACUUAGUAUUUAGUGCACAUAGAAUCUCAUUGGUAAUACACUGAGUGAGCACAAGUUAUUAUUACUACUAUUAUAAUUAUUACUCUCUGGGUAUGUAGAGUACAGUGAGCUCUGUGUAGAGUACAGUGAGCUCUGAAUUAUUACUCACUCAGUAUGUAGAGUACAGUGAGCUCUGCAUUAUUACUCACUCAGUAUGUAGAGUACAGUGAGCUCUGCAUUAUUACUCACUCAGUAUGUAGAGUACAGUGAGCUCUGCAUUAUUACUCACUCAGUAUGUAGAGUACAGUGAGCUCUGCAUUAUUACUCAGUAUGUAGAGUACAGUGAGCUCUGCAUUAUUACUCACUCAGUAUGUAGAGUACAGUGAGCUCUGCAUUAUUACUCACUCUGUGUGUAGAGUACAGUGAGCUCUGCAUUAUUACUCACUCAGUAUGUAGAGUACAGUGAGCUCUGCAUUAUUACUCACUCAGUAUGUAGAGUACAGUGAGCUCUGCAUUAUUACUCACUGUGUGUAGAGUACAGUGAGCUCUGCAUUAUUACUCACUCAGUAUGUAGAGUACAGUGAGCUCUGCAUUAUUACUCAGUGUGUAGAGUACAGUGAGCUCUGCAUUAUUACUCGCUCUGUAGAGUACAGUGAGCUCUGCAUUAUUACUCACUCAGUGUGUAGAGUACAGUGAGCUCUGCAUUAUUACUCACUCUGUGUAGAGUACAAUGAACUCUGCAUUAUUACUCACUCUGUGUGUAGAGUAUAGUGAGCUCUGCAUUAUUACUCACUCUGUGUAGAGUACAGUGAGCUCUGGAUUAUUACUCAGUGUGUAGAGUACACUGAACUCUGCAUUAUUACUCACUCAAUAUGUAGAGUACAGUGAGCUCUGCAUUAUUACUCACUCAGUAUGUAGAGUACAGUGAGCUCUGCAUUAUUACUCACUCUGUGUGUAGAGUACAGUGAGCUCUGCAUUAUUACUCAGUGUGUAGAGUACAGUGAGCUCUGCAUUAUUACUCACUCAGUGUGUACAGUACAGUGAGCUCUGCAUUAUUACUCACUCAGUGAGUAGAGUACAGUGAGCUCUGCAUUAUUACUCACUCAGUGUGUACAGUACAGUGAGCUCUGCAUUAUUACUCACUCAGUGUGUAGAGUACAAUGAGCUCUGGAUUAUUACUCACUCUGUGUAGAGUACAGGAAGCUCUGGAUUAUUACUCAGUGUGUAGAGUACACUGAACUCUGCAUUAUUACUCGCUCAGUAUGUAGAGUACAGUGAGCUCUGCAUUAUUACUCGCUCUGUAGAGUACAGUGAGCUCUGCAUUAUUACUCGCUCUGUAUGUAGAGUACAGUGAGCUCUGCAUUAUUACUCAGUAUGUAGAGUACAGUGAGCUCUGCAUUAUUACUCGCUCUGUAUGUAGAGUACAGUGAGCUCUGCAUUAUUACUCGCUCUGUAGAGUACAGUGAGCUCUGCAUUAUUACUCGCUCUGUAUGUAGAGUACAGUGAGCUCUGCAUUAUUACUCAGUAUGUAGAGUACAGUGAGCUCUGCAUUAUUACUCGCUCUGUAUGUAGAGUACAGUGAGCUCUGCAUUAUUACUCGCUCUGUAGAGUACAGUGAGCUCUGCAUUAUUACUGUAUGUAGAGUACAGUGAGCUCUGUAUGUAGAGCAUUAUUACUCACUCAGUGUGUAGAGUACAGUGAACUCUGCAUUAUUACUCAGUGUGUAGAGUACAGUGAGCUCUGCAUUAUUACUCAGUGUGUAGAGUACAGUGAGCGCUGCAUUAUUACUCAGUGUGUAGAGUACAGUGAGCUCUGCAUUAUUACUCAGUGUGUAGAGUACAGUGAACUCUGCAUUAUUACUCAGUGUGUAGAGUACAGUGAGCUCUGCAUUAUUACUCAGUGUGUAGAGUACAGUGAACUCUGCAUUAUUACUCACUCUGUGGGUAGAGUACAGUGAGCUCUGCAUUAUUACUCACUCUGUGUAGAGCACAGUGAACUCUGCAUUAUUACUCAGUGUGUAGAGUACAGUGAGCUCUGCAUUAUUACUCAGUGUGUAGAGUACAGUGAACUCUGCAUUAUUACUCACUCUGUGGGUAGAGUACAGUGAGCUCUGCAUUAUUACUCACUCUGUGUAGAGCACAGUGAACUCUGCAUUAUUACUCAGUGUGUAGAGUACAGUGAGCUCUGCAUUAUUACUCAGUGUGUAGAGUACAGUGAACUCUGCAUUAUUACUCACUCUGUGGGUAGAGUACAGUGAGCUCUGCAUUAUUACUCACUCUGUGUAGAGCACAGUGAACUCUGCAUUAUUACUCAGUGUGUAGAGUACAGUGAGCUCUGCAUUAUUACUCAGUGUGUAGAGUACAGUGAACUCUGCAUUAUUACUCACUCUGUGUGUAGAGUACAGUGAGCUCUGCAUUAUUACUCACUCUGUGUAGAGCACAGUGAGCUCUGGAUUAUUACUCACUCUGUGUGUAGAGUACAAUGAUCUUUAUGUUCUCUGCAUUAUUACUAAAGAUUUCUGGUUUACAUAACUUUAGUAUACUCCUGCUUUUUGAAGACAUUCUACCUCCUAAUUCCCUCAGUGUUUCCUACAUUCAUCUUUGUUCAUUCUUUAUGUUUGUGCCCUAAGUUUUCACUAUAGAGAACAUUUAUUAGGGAGAAGUACCAGCAGCAAAUUUUUUUCUAAAGUUCCACUUCAAGUGGCAUACUAGGCCGUUUGCACUAAUUCAUUCAAUAAGUGUUAUCGUAUUGAUUUAAUGGGAUCAUCUCUUCCCAUUAACUACCCCUAUAUUUAAAAACGUGUUCGACGUCUGAAAAUUUUAAAUGUGGAAAUCCAUGACACUGUAUUUACCUCUGUCCUGUAGCUGAACACAUCCGUCUUGGAUCCACAAUCAACUAUUGCCAAAAGUUCUGCAUUGUUGCCCCUAUCACUCAGCAUAAAGGGAGGAGGUGGGAAAAAAACAAAACAUUUGUUUCUUCUCCUGAAGUGACAUGUGUGCCUUGGCUGUGCCAGGACUGUACUGGAUUGUGAUGUUAUUUGCUAAAUCUUAAUAUACAUUUUAAACAGAAAUGGAUCAUCACGUAUACGAAGGUUAACACAAAUUAUGUGAUUUAUCAAUGUUUUAUUCAGUGUUGUAAUUUGCUUCUAAUUAUUAACGCAGACCUGAAUGUUGUAAAUUCUGCCUGUGUUGAUUUUCAGUGCACAGGAACAAAUGCGGCCUCUUACGUUCAAAGUAUCUCGCUCACUUGAAGAGGUGCUGGAGAAGCUUCGCUUGGAGGCCAAAGAGGUGUCUGUGCAAAAAGGUGAGUGCGUAGACAAAUGGCAGUAGGGUGAUCGCUGUUGGUUAUUAGAUUCGAUAAUGUAUUUUCUUUUUUGCAGCCGAGACUGAUGUUGCAGUUGUUGGAACAAGGUGUAAACAUUCAGGCUGUAAAGAGGUGAGCUCCAUUGAUGUUUAUGAUUUUACACUUGUAUGUUUUUAAUACGUAUCCACAUGAAUUGUUCAGCUCAAACUACUGGUGCUGUUUUCUGCAGGUAUAUCAAGGGCCAGAAAGUGAUGCAGGAACAUGUGUUUAUCACCCCGGAGUUCCAGUCUUCCAUGAGGGGUAAGAAAUAUGGACAUCCGCCAUACGUGCUAAUAGCUACAAUCACUUACGGGAUAGGUGUCGCACUACCUAUCCUCAAACCUAAUAAUAAAAAAAUAAGUGGUGAAGAUGGUUAAAUCCCAUAGCUGUCCAGAGAAUCCACACUCUUUAUAUAUUCAAAGUUAAAACAAGCAAUUUACAUCACUUCAAAUGCAAUGGAAACCCCUCUGUUAUUUUGGGAGGAGUCUGUUGAAGGUGUUUUGCCGAAUUAUUCUUUUUUUGAAAUAUAUAUAAAUCAUAUUAAAAUUGUAAAAUGGGUUGCUGAAUGAAUUACAACACAAAUGGAAAACUGUCCUCAAAGCGCUAUGUGCAUCUUGUGGCUGCUUAUCAUAGCAAGUUGUAAACCACUAUCAGCGCUAGAUUUACUAUUGAGAGGUACUGGUUUCAAAACCGUUUUAAACCUCUCACUUGUACCCCUUGUAGUGAUGCCAGGAUGUGAUAUCCCUGUCCUGGCAUCAUUGCAGAGAGACAGAGGGAGCUUUUCAGCUCUCUGUGUAAUGUGUGCACAGAGAUAUCUCGCAACACCAGGGAUUCAGGAUAUGAUUCACUCCAAGUCUCCCCCAGCAAAGGUAGGAAAAGGGAGACUGGGUGAACCUCAUUAUGGGAAAAGCAUUAAUAGAAAUCAUGUAUGUGUAUUUGUCAUGAUGUGUCUAUAUUAAUUCACUAUUGCAUUCUACUUUUAAGCAGCACAGACUGUUCUAGUAGCAUCAAUGUUAACCCUUUCUGACAAAGUGCCAUUAAUUGUAUCCCCUUUUUUUUUAUUUAUUUUUUUAUAUCUUCGUGUUCCCACUUAGUGACUAUCCGGGUAAAGUAAGAAUUUAAAGUGAAUUUCAAGUUUAAGGUCAAAAUAGAUGAACUGGAAAAAAAAUGUCAAGUCAGCAAUGCCUUCAGCUCGGCUACUCUGGCCUUGAAUUUUAAAUUCACUUUUAAUUCUCACUUUAGUAAAUAACCCUGACUAUUAGCAAUUUGUGGAGAAUUGCAAGAUAAAUUUAGACUACAGUAGACCAUUUGGAGACUUUUUACAGCAUUUUACAUAUUUUUUUUGGACUUCACUUUGCAGCUCCCUUGUCCACAAUUCCGACUUUAGUGACAAUCCAUGUGUGGCUUCUUGCACAACGCCAGUGUCUGUUACAGUGCUCAUAAUAUCCAUUUAUUUUCAGCAUGAAGUACUGGUCCUGUUGUGCCAUUAGAACCAGUGACUUUAAUGAAUUUCUGGAUCAAAAAGGGUGCAGCUCAGGGAAGCAUCUGUGGGUUCAGAUAGCAGGAAAAAAGGUGAGGAGAGAAUGGUGUAAUGAGCCGAAACGUCUGUGUAAUAAUUAUGGCCAAAAUAUGAUUUUAUUGGGACAACAGGAACUUUUUUUUUUAUCGAGAGUUAGAAAUGUUUCCAGAGAUUUUUAAAGGGUUAAUUUCUUAAAUCUUUCUGUGUAUACAUUUUCCUUAAAAGAAAAAUAGGUGUUCGGCAUAAAGAAUUCUGGUUUCCACUGUGACUGCUUCACUUCUAGAACAUUGCGCUGGAAUUGUUCUUUACACAUAACGUCCAGUGUUUAACCCUGUGACCAAACUUCUGGAAUAAAAGGGAAUCAUGACAUGUCAUGUGUCCUUAAGGGGUUAAACUAUUGUUGCAUGGAACUCAGGGGGUUCUGAGCUCACUUUUUUAGAACUCCAUAUAGUCAUAUCAGAAGAUCAGGAAAUACUCAGAGCUUUAUAUGUCCUGUAUACUCAUGGUUAUACUGCCAUAUUUAUUAUUGCUACUACAGAAUUAAUGACACAUUUAUCAGUCUCUCUCUUGCGCUGUCCGUAUAGUAUUCAGUGCGUAUUGUCUAUCAAUUCACUAUACUAAGAGAAUAAGUUAUUAAAAGGCCUGUAAACCACCUGUAUAUGUUAACCGAGCCUUAUGUUCUGCCAGUCUCAUUGAGGAAUAUAGACAAAUAUUUCCUUUUACCCCCAUUUGCAUAUAAUGAAUCCGCACCUCAUAUCUCCCCCUUUAUAUUCCAGGAAGUCUCAUGUCGUUAUGAUUGGCACCAGACGGGUAGUCUUGUUGUCAUCACUAUUUAUGCUAAAGCAGCCCUUCCCGAGCUCAGCAGUGUUCAUGCUAAUCGCACAACGGUAACAACGGGGACUUGCAGUUUAAAUAGCUAUUACUGGUAUUAGUAGGCCUUAUUAUGUGUAUGGAUGUAUGGCAUGGAAGGCACGUCUGGGAUCGGUCUACAUUUGCAUUGUUUGGGUUAUGGUUUUGUGGAAUGGUGAUAGAUGGGAGCAAAGCUUUAAUGAGGACCUGGCAUGGAAAAAAAAUUUCGAACAAUUUUACUUCUUACUUGGGGUUUGCUCCCUGCCUCCAUCAGAGCCUACUGGAGAGCCAGAAGCUCUGUCUGAGCUAGCCCUGCACUGCCGGGCUUAUCUCAGGCGAGCUAAUAGACGCUAUCAUGGUAGCUGAGAGUUGACACGGAGUCGUGCCUUGCGUACCCCAGGCAUGAAGUCAAACCUUUCUAAAUUGGUUUGACUACUUACAUUGGGGGAUGCCAAGACUCUCCUGGUGUACUAUAGUGGUUACGGUGCUUGGAGCAUUCCCAAGUGGUGUCUUGCAAAAUGGUUUUACCACUUACCGUGGGGAGUGCCAGGGCACCCCUGACACCAUAACCACUACACCACACUGUAGUAUUCAUGGUAUUUAGAAUUAAUUCAUAAACCUUCUUGCAUAAUUUAACAUGCAUCAAUGGCAUUUCUUCGAUUUUUGGAGAACAAGUUCAGUAAGGGUGACCAAAAGGUAGAUGAUGUUGAUUCUUACUUCCCCCUCCACUACUGUUUUGAGGAAGGUCAUAAUAUAGAAUUAAACACACAAGAAUCAAAACAAUUUGACAGACCACCUGAAAUCGCUUACCCCAGCAGUAAAGGUUAGUGUAACAAACCCCUGCUUUAUAGAUUGUAAAAAAUCACUUUCCAAGAUGGCUUCUGUUGCAUAUCCUCAUCAUAACCGUGUUUUCUAGAAUCUCACGUGUAGCUCUCUGACUUCCAUUGUUUAUCCUGUCACCUGGUGUCCUGACCCACAGCAGGGUCUUCUGGUUCUUUGUGGGAGGCUUUAUGGUCUUAAUCUGUAGUCUCUGGACAUGGCUCUUCACCUCCCAGCUACAAUCUUAAUGUUCAUGUAAUGGUAUCCAGAGGCUUGAGUUUCUGGAAUUAAUCAUUAUAAAGAAUCGUUAAUGCCAAUGUUGUAGUAAUUACACUUAUCUUUUCUAAGAUUGACAUCCAGAUUUCCUUCCAAGAGAAGAGCGAGUUCAAGCGUCAGCUGGAAUUAUGGGGUGUAAGUAACGUAUAUAAGGACUCUAUAAAGUGGCAAACUGCGAUGUAAGUACCAUCUUUCCUCGUACUACACAGCCGAGAGGGAUGGAAGCUAGGAAGCAGGAGCACCGAAGCCCUAACUCAGUGGUUAAGCUGUUAUCAACUGGUUUAGCCCCUGAUGGUAAAAAAAAAAUGGCCGAACACACCUGCCCCAUAACGUAAAUAAGCUUCCAUCGUUAUGGAUGGGAGUGUUCCUUUAAGCAUUAGUCAGAAACAUAUCUAGUAAAAUGGUUAAAAUGUAUCCAGCUCCCUGUGUAAAUCCUUCACUCAUUCUAAAGAAGGUUUGCAGUACCGCUUCUACAGUCUCAUUAAACACUGCACUUGUGAAAAUAGAGAACUUAUAUUGUGUAAAUAUGUGACACGGAUUUAUUAAAACCUCACAGAAGCUUCACAUUUAAAAUAAAAAGGAACAAAUAAACACAAGAUAAGAUGCAGCAAAGAGUCCCCUCCGUCGGCAAUAUCCGUCGGCAAUAUUGUAACUUUAAAAUGUCACGCUCUGCUUGAAGCUCUACUACCCUAUCAGAUUUUAUUAACUAAAGUGUGAAUUCAAAGUGAACAUACAGUUUACACUCAGCAUAACUAAACUGAAAGAAUAAACAACUAUGAUUUUUUUUACGGUUUGGCUAUUUUGAAUUAUAAAUUCACCUUGAAGUUUUCAGUAUGCGCUCCUUACACCAUUGAGGGUAUGAACAGAAGACUACAUUUCAGGGAUAACCACUUAAGUGAAGAAUCAAGGAGAAUUUCAAAUUUAGGUUUAAAUUUGCCAAAUUAAAAACCUUUUCUUAGUCUGCCAUGCUUUCCAUGCAGCCAAUCUGGUUUAGAACUUGAAAUUCAGUUUUCAUUCCUACUUUAGUAAAUAAUCCUGUUGUUAGUGUUGCCAUAGUGUUGUUUAAGGGUUUUUUUUUUUUUUUUUUAUAACUUUUUUUUAAUGUAAUUGCCAAUAUUUAUGUUCAGUAUUUGAGGGGAUAGUCUACAUUUACAAAUGUUCUAAUGGUUCCUCAGGUUAUCGAUGUAGACAAAAGUUUUGUGAACUUGCUACCCACAAAAGUGGAGAUCACGCUAAGGAAAUCAUACCCUGUGACAUGGGGGCGCCUAGAACUGUCGGCAAUUUCCACACAACCUUCUCCUGAGUGCGAACCACAGCCAACAUGUGAGCCUCUCCAGGAUAAAGGUGAAGAAUCAGAUGACUGCCUGAGUUGGUCGGAAGAUGAAGAAUUUAGCGACUGA